UUAAGAAAAUUGUCCAAGAUCUAACAAAUAGUGGAGUUAGGGUUUGCACCCAUUCUGUCUAACACCAAUAUCUAUCCUCUUAACCCUUAUGUGACGUAGCCUCUUCUUCUAGUAAUAAAUGUUGCAUGAAGGAGCUCGCAUCAGUGAACUUUUCUCAGGGGUGUACAUACUGUUCCCCUAAUUACAAACUUCAGAGAGAAGGCCUCCCAUCCACCAGGUCCCAGCACCUGGUUCAUACCUGUUCUAAAUAACUUACCAGGCUGUGUACUGCAAUGAUUUGUUUCGUUUACACAGCUAGUAUUUUUUUUUUCUGCUCUCAAGGCCAGGAACUAUGUCAUUCAUUUUUAUGUCUCUAGGGCUUAGCUGGGCAAACAGCUGGGACUCAUAACAGUUUGCUAGUGAAUGAAUGAAAGAAUCAGUUCACCUCUCUUCAGUGCUAUACAACAGAACAAAUAUCCAGCUCAGAUACUGGCUGAAAGACCACAGGCUUCUACCUAGAGGACUCAGCUCUCAUAAUUCCUGAGACACCCUGGACAUGCCAGGGUAUAUUAUGGAGUGUGAUGGCAUCUAGAAGAGGGGGAGGAAGGCCCAACACUGUGGGUAAUCCAGACUUGGGCUGGAAAACAAGGUUGAAGUUACUCAUUAGCAGGUGAAAGGGUCAAGGGUCAAGGCAAGGGGGCUGGAAGCAGAGUGGACUGAAUAACUAGCAGGGGGAGAGAGAGCAGUUAAGGCACUGGCCACUUCACGAACAGCACCAGCUCCCUCCUGCCUGAAGAUGUUCCACCAAAUAUGGGCAGCUCUGCUCUACCUCUGUGGUAUUCUCCUUAACUCCAUCUACCAGUGCCCUGAGUACAGUCAACUGACAACGCAGGGAGUGGAUGGGAAAGAGUUCCCAGAACCACACCUGGGCAGGUGGUACUUUAUCGCAGGGGCAGCUCCCACCAAGGAGGAGUUGAUGACUUUUGACGCUGUGGACAACAUUGUCUUCAACAUGGCUACAGGCUCUGCCCCCACGAAGCUCCAGCUUCGCGCUACCAUCCGCAUGAAAAAUGGACUCUGUGUGCCCCGGAAAUGGAUCUACCACCUGACUGAGGAGAGCACAGAUCUUAGAACUGAAGGCCGCCCUGACAUGAAGACCAAGCUCUUCUCCAGCUCAUGCCCUGGUGGAAUCAUGCUGAAAGAGUCAGGCCAGGGUUACCAGCGCUUUCUCCUCUACAGUCGCUCACCACACCCUCCUGAGAAGUGUGUGAAGGAAUUCCAGUCCCUGACCUCCUGCCUGGACUUCAGGACCUUCUUACAGACUCCCAGGAAUCAAGGUGAGGGGGUAAAGUCCCACAGAAGAGGACUAGGACUCACCAAGUCUUCUGCAGGUGCCGGAUGAAAGGGACUCAAGUGAUGUCACUGGAGGACAUGGUCAAAGGCUGACAUCAUUAGAGUGGCUGUACUGACACAUCCAUUUGUGUCAUAGGCUGUGAUGGCACCAGAAGGAUGUGGCCAAGAGCUGUGGUGUUGGUGUCACCUGAGGGAGCCAGGAUGGGCUCUGGGCUACUCAAAAGAGAGGUUUCUUGAGUUUCCGGUGGAUAAAAGGGGCAGGGGGAGAGACACAUAGGGGAAAGGGCUUCAGGGACCCCUUCUUUGAUGCGGGGAAAAGCAGGAAUGCAUUCUCCUCCACCCCAUUACCACCAACCUUUUCUCCCUGGAGUUCUUUCCUUUCCAUCCUCUUCUUUUCUCCCUCCUCCCACCAGAGGCCUGCGAGCUGUCCAGUAACUGACCUGUGGCUUCAUCUGUGCCCCAGAUCGAUAUGGUGGGAGCUGCAAUUGUGCUGUGGGGAGGAGAAACUGGAGACUCCCAGCUCCCUUUCAAGAGUAAUAAAGAUGAUUUUUCAAUCCUCAUCUCAUUUUGGGCUUGUCUCCAGAAAGCAAUCCCCCCCAUCUCCAUUUCAGUACUCCCCCUG
Enhydra lutris kenyoni (northern sea otter) is the source of this 1954-nucleotide messenger RNA. RefSeq names its product apolipoprotein M. The record is from RefSeq and is a predicted model, not a curated record. The transcript is spliced from 5 exons. NCBI's taxonomy places the organism in Eukaryota, Metazoa, Chordata, Mammalia, Carnivora, Mustelidae. Gene Ontology annotation, cellular component: low-density lipoprotein particle; high-density lipoprotein particle; very-low-density lipoprotein particle. Gene Ontology annotation, molecular function: phospholipid binding; lipid carrier activity. Gene Ontology annotation, biological process: high-density lipoprotein particle assembly; cholesterol efflux; high-density lipoprotein particle remodeling. Bases 776 to 1381 code for a protein of 201 amino acids.